AUGGAACAAUGGUAUUUUCGUACUAUUCUCAUUUUUCUCUUCUUCGAUCAUUUGAAUUCUCAAAACAUUGUUGGAAACGAAAUCGAUUUCGAUAAGCAAAAGGUUGUAACAUUAGGACCACCACGAAAUGGCUCGCAGCGGGCAGUCUUCGAUGAAGUAAUAGUAGAUGACAACAACGGAAUAAUUGGUCAGUUUUUUUUACAGCCAUUCAAAUUUUGGUUUGCUUAUGUGUUCUGAGAAAUCACACAGGUGAGAAAUGACAUCGAUGCAUAUGAUGACAAAUUUGUGGAUUUACGAGGAGAGGAACCAUUGUUUAUACCGAAGCCAUAUCGAAAAGAGAAGGAGGAACAGAAGAUAACAAAACAAUCUAUCUCAAUAGCAGGAAGAGAUAAAUCAGGUAGCAUCAACUCACCUGCAUCAUUAACCACGCAUGCACAAAUACGCCCAAAUACAUUGAAAUAUAUUGAUGGAACUUCAACACCUAUUCAAUGGACUGUGCAACAACCGUUAGCUUCUCAGCCACCGAUUCGACAGCCACCAUCAUUACCACCACCACGACCUCUUCCACGAAAAGAAUUCCUACUUCAACCAUCAAGAAUUAUCUCUCAACAACCGUUGCCAACAAGUGCACCAUUCCGAUCUAGAACAAAUCCACAGGUGUCCCAAUUGAUACCUCGAUUACCUCAAUUUGUGAAUCAAUCACAGCAAUUUCAAACCAACUUCAUUGUACCGAUAACAUCGUCACAUACGACUGAAAGAACACCGUCCAUCACACUACCGAUCACACCAAGUGUGCAACCACCACAACCAUCUCCAAGGAUUGGCCUUCCGCCACCGUUGCAUUCACAUUCCAAUUCAUUAAGAACAGGAGUAUGUUUUGCAUCCAUUUUUUACAUAUCUACACCUAUGCGAAGCCCAAAAGUGAAUUCCUUUACACAUUUCGCUAUGACUGUAUCAACCGAUCAGUGUGCAAGAACUUGUCAUGAAUUUAAUUGCGCCUUAGCACAUUAUGAUCCGUUAACAGGACGUUGCGAAUUCAAUCCAUCGACAGCAUUUGCAAUACGUAAAGGACAAUGUCCUCCGUGGCCUUCCACCCAUUAUAAGAAUAACAUUCGAACAAAUAUUCCACUUCGUAUAUUUUGUGUGCAAUGUCAUCGAAAACUUCGAAGAGGACGAGUUAACAAACAAGGAAAUCAUCGUUUCACAACGACUGUUUUGAGGACUGUUCAUUCGGGAAAAAGGUUGCCAGGUUUACUAAAAAGUAGUGGAUUGGCACGAAUGCAUUCAGUACUCUCAAAGAAAUCGGAUGUAAUUGUUAAAUCAUCAUUUCGUAAUGUCAGUUCGAGACUUGAAAAGCAACAUAAGCAAAUUGUAUCAAAUAAUGGUAAUGGGCAAAGGUUUAUCAGUAAUGUUGAUCACCGUUGGGAUAAGAGCAAUCAGAAAUUGUGA
Molecule: messenger RNA, 1449 nt
Organism: Cercopithifilaria johnstoni
Lineage: Eukaryota; Metazoa; Nematoda; Chromadorea; Rhabditida; Onchocercidae
Source: the annotation of a GenBank genome assembly